Messenger RNA from Scleropages formosus (Asian bonytongue), 4271 nucleotides. RefSeq names its product chordin (gene chrd). Lineage: Eukaryota; Metazoa; Chordata; Actinopteri; Osteoglossiformes; Osteoglossidae. Gene Ontology annotation, biological process: dorsal/ventral pattern formation; multicellular organism development; negative regulation of BMP signaling pathway. The coding region runs from base 1 to 3192 and encodes 1063 amino acids. The transcript is spliced from 20 exons. Gene Ontology annotation, molecular function: BMP binding. The record is from RefSeq and is a predicted model, not a curated record.
AUGGUCCGAGCCACGCAGAUGGACACCGUCCGCGCGCUCCUCGCCCUGUGCGCGCUGGGCUGCGCGUGGGCGCACCUCGAGCUCGCCCCGCGCCUGAAGACGCCCCCGCUGCCCAUCCAGUCCGAGAAGGAGCCUCUGCCGUCCAAGGGACUGUCAGGCUGCUCCUUCGGGGGACGUUUCUACUCGCUGGAGGACUCCUGGCACCCAGACCUGGGGGACCCCUUCGGCAUCAUGCAUUGUGUCCAGUGUCGCUGCGAACCACAGAGGAGCCGCAAGGGGAAGCUGCUCGGCAAGGUGAGCUGCAGGAACACGAAGCAGGACUGUCCGGAGCCGAGCUGCACCAACCCCGUCUCGCUCCCCGGCCGCUGCUGCAGGACCUGCGCUCAAGGGGAAAUGGAUCGGGAACAGGAGGACUUCCUGUUGGACACUUUCGAGUUUUUACACGAGAAGGAGGGCGACCUGCACAAGUCCUACAACGACGGCUCGUACCUGAGCUCGGAGGACGUGCCCCCCCGGGAGGGCCAGACAGACUUUGUGGCUCUGCUGACCGCUGUGCCGGAGUCCCGGCCGCCCGUGUCCAGCGGCGUGGCGCGCGCCCGUUUGUCGCUGUCCGGGAACAGUCUGGUUUUCUCCAUCACCUUCCUGAGGAUGGACAGGCCCAGCAGGGUUCUGAUCCAGGAUUCUGAAGGCAACGUGGUGUUCCAGUUCCGGGUUUCCAGGAGCGAUUUGGUGCAGAACGGCAUGAUCUGCGGCGUGUGGAAGAACGUUCCCAAGUCACAGGAGCAUCUGCUGCAGGCCGAGCAGCUGCGCGUCUCCAUGACGACUGGAGGCAACAAGCAGGAGGAGAUCCAGGGCAGGAUCGUCAAACACAGAGCACUGUUUGCAGAAACCUUCAGCGCUGUGUUGACGUCCGAAGAGGAGCAUUCUGGGAUGGGAGGGAUGGCCAUGCUGACGCUGAGCGACACUGAGAACAACCUGCAUUUCAUCCUUCUCUUCCAGGGGCUGCUGCAGGGCCGAGGCACAGAGCGCCCCCUAGUGCCCAUCCGCGUGCAACUGCGCUACCGCCAGCUUGUCCUGAGAGAGGUCCGCGCAAACGUCACGGCGCACGACCCGGACUUCGCAGAGGUUCUCGACGACCUGAACAGCAGGGAGCUCUUCUGGUUGUCCCGGGGACAGCUGGAGAUCGCCGUGGAGACGGAGGACAGUGAUCCGCGCCGCAUCUCCGGCUUCGUCAGUGGCAGGAAGUCGUGUGACACCAUCCAGAGCGUGAUGUCCAGCGGCGAUGCUCUGACCCCAGGCAAGACCGGUGCCGUGGGGUCGGCCAUCUUCAGUCUCCAUGACAACGGGAGCCUGGAUUACCAGGUGCAGGUGGCAGGUGUGUCCAGCCAGGUGGUGGGCGUGACCGUCGAGAUGAAGCCGCGGAGACGGAGCAAGCGCAGCGUGCUGCACGACCUGAGCGGCGAGUACGCGGGGGGCCGCGCCGCAGGCCGCUGGGGCCGCAUGGAGGCUCGUCACAUCCACAUGCUCCUGCAGAACGAGCUCUUCGUGAACGUCGCGACCGUCGACCACCCGGAGGGGGAGCUCCGGGGUCAGAUCCGCAGCCUGCUGUACGGCGGCCCCCACGCCAGCAGAGACGAGCUCCCGGUGCUGCUGGGCGGACAGCUCGUGUCCCCCCCCGUGGCCACGGGCGCGGGGGGCCACGCCUGGGUGUCCGUGGACGAGAAGUGUCACCUGCACUACGAGAUCGUGGUGUCAGGACUGAGCAAAAGCGAGGACUCGCCGGUCGACGCCCACCUGCACGCCUCGGCCGAGAUCGGCGAGCUGGACCGCGGUGGCCCCGCCCACAAGCGCCUCCUCACCAGCUUCUACGGUUCUCAGGCUCAGGGGGUCCUCAAAGACCUCAGCGCGGCGCUCCUGCGGCACCUGGACCGGGGUACGGCCUUCGUCCAGGUCAGCACCAAGCAGAACCCACGAGGGGAGAUCCGCGGACGGGUGAGCGGAGACUGGCGCCGGAACGCUCUCCCGUCCCACGGCCGAGCCGCGGUCCCGUGUCAGGGAUGCGGGGACGUGCGGCCGGGAAGCUGCCGUUUGCUCUGCUGCUUGUUUCCGCGACAGUAUGUUGCGCUUGCGAUGCGAGCGGCCCUGCGGAUAUUUUCCGCACGUCCGCUAUCUGCCAAAUGGUUUCGACAGCCGUUCGUAAAGAAUGCGGGUGGGAGCGGCCAAAGGCCGGGGGGGGGGCUUGUUUCCGUGGCGACCGUCGGCCGACGGCCGACCGCGCGUCCGAGGUCCCGCGCGCGAAAUGACGGGCUCUCCGCCUCGGAUCAGGUGCGGGCGGCCAACGGGUGCCGGUCCGGGAGCGGGUUCGAAGCGGGCGAGCCGGGCUUCGACGACGAGACCGAGGAGCCGAAGCGCGACCCGCGCAGCUGCUUUUUCGAGGGGCAGCACCACGCGCACGGCUCCCGGUGGACGCCGCACUACAACAACUGCUUCGCCUGCAGCUGCAAGAAGAAGACGGUGAUCUGCGACCCCAUCAUCUGUCCCACGUUGAGCUGCACGCACACCAUCCAGCCGGAGGACGAGUGCUGCCCGGUGUGCCACGUGGAGACAAUGGAGCCCAGGGCCUUGGAUGUCCGCGAGGCGGUCGAGGAACACCCCGAAGGCUGCUACUUUGAAGGUGACCAGAAGCUGCACGCCCCAGGAACCACAUGGCACCCCUUUGUCCCCCCGUUCGGCUACAUCAAGUGCGCCGUGUGCACCUGCAAGGGCUCCACGGGGGAGGUGCACUGCGAGAAGGUGACGUGCCCCCCCUUGGCCUGCGGCCAGCCCGUGCGCCGCAGCCCCUCCGACUGCUGCAAGGUGUGUCCGGGGGAGGGGGGGCCCCCGCCGCCGCCGCCGCCGCACGCCGAGCUCAUGCAGGCCGACGGUUCGCGCCACUGCAGGUUCGGCAAGACCUUGUACCAGGAUGGCGAGCGGUGGCACCCGCACGUGUCCCUCGUGGGAGAGAUGAAGUGCAUCACCUGCUGGUGUGACAACGGCGUGACCAAGUGCCAGAGGCAGCAGUGCCCGGUGCUCACCUGCCACCAGAUCAUCCACCGCCGGGGCGGCUGUUGCCCAGAGUGUGAAGAAGCGUCCACCGUGGAGGAGGAAAACUUGAUGAUCCUUCCUGAGAAAAAGAGCAGAUGGAGGCACUGAAAACGGCGAUGCCCCACCCCCCACCUGCCAGCCCAGCGUCGGGUUCGAGGAGCGAGGGACACGUGGAGACGGGACGUUGCAACCUGUGGACGCUGAGCGCCGAGCGACACUCGCAGAGAGACGGUUUCUUCUUCAGCUGUUCUUCAGUUUUUGGGCCGGGAACAGGAAGCGUCUUCUCCCUCGUCUCCCGCCUCUCGUUCCAACGUGAGCCGUGUCGAGCAGAAGUCCUGCGCUGUGGGGACGGACUCAGGGUUUGGACCCUCUUGCGAUCUUCUCUCUGCAGCUCCGUGGCUUCCGUGCGUGACCGUGAGAACUGCGUAACGCAGCACACGCCACAUGCGGCUUCUGCUCUUAUUGCACUUUAAAUGAACUGGGAAGGGUGGUCAUUUGGGUGGGCGGGGGGGGGCUCAACACUGAUAGUGCAGUAUACCGCGGUACUUCCGACAUUUUACGCAAACCUGAUGUGUGACUGGGGACCGGAGGAAAAGCUGGAAGAGGCCCUCAGAGCAGAAGAACAUCUGUAACACACCUUUUCCUGUUAUUUGUCCAUAUUGUUGUGUUUAUAUAAUAUUUUUCUAAACUUGUUUCUAUUUUGUAUUUAUUGUGCGUGUGCAGAAAAUAAAUGCCAAAAGAGCCAAUGGGUCAAAGGAGAAUUUGCGGUGUGAUAAGUCCAGCCCCCCCGGCAUCCUGACACAUCCGUGUCUCUGUGGAUGUGCAGACUUCGCUCACACAACGUGGAUAAUUGUUUGCCCAAAAUGUGCUUGUAAAGUGAAUUUUUUUUAAAAUGAGAAAAAUAAACGUGUUCCUGAGCCACAAAAGCUAUUUUUUUCACUCAACACACAAAGUUCUUGCGUUGCAUGUUCUCUGCAUUAAAAUACAAGUUGAUCAAAAUCCAGAACCUUGUAACUGCUCAGGACACCUUUAAAUCCAAGCUUAAGUCCCACACGUUCAGAAUCACUGAUGGAGAUGCCAUCUGUAAGCUAUUGUUUUCCUUUUUAUUUUCUAGUUUUAUUAUGUUGAUCUACGGCAGCACGAUGGCAUGGAUUGAAAUACAGCUUAGUUUGUAUUCCCUCCAUCCU